AUGUACGCCAAAGGUAAAGGAGCUGCCGUCCCUUCUGAUAGUCAAGCGAGAGAAAAGUUAGCUUUAUAUGUGUACGAGUACUUGCUACACGUUGGGGCUCAGAAAUCAGCACAGACCUUCCUGUCUGAGAUACGAUGGGAGAAGAAUAUCACAUUAGGAGAGCCUCCUGGAUUCCUCCACUCGUGGUGGUGCGUGUUCUGGGAUCUGUACUGCGCCGCUCCGGACCGCCGGGAGACGUGCGAACAUUCCAGUGAGGCCAAGGCUUUCCAUGACUAUAGUGCAGCUGCCGCACCCAGUCCUGUGAUGGGUAACAUGCCCCCUAACGAUGCCAUGCCAGGUGGACCCAUGCCGCCCGGGUUCUUCCAAGGCCCCCCUGGCUCACAGCCGUCUCCUCACGCUCAGCCCCCCCCACACAAUCCCAACAACCCAAUGAUGGGACCUCACGGCCAGCCUUUCAUGUCUCCACGGUACCCAGGCGGACCCCGCCCUUCACUUCGCAUGCCAAAUCAGCCUCCAGUAGGAGUACCUGGAUCACAGCCUCUCUUACCAAACAGUCUGGACCCAACCAGACCACAGGGACAUCCAAAUAUGGGCGGGCCAAUGAGGAUGAACCCGCCCAGAGGGAUGGGUGGGAUGGGCCCACAGAACUAUGGUGGUGGAAUGAGGCCUCCUCCAAACUCAAUGGGCGGACCCGGGAUGCCUGGCAUGAACAUGGGUCCUGGAGGCAGAGGUCCAUGGCCUAAUCCCAACGCAAACUCAAUAACAUACUCUUCCUCAUCACCGGGAAACUACGUGGGUCCCCCAGGAGGAGGAGGACCUCCAGGAACUCCCAUAAUGCCUAGCCCAGGAGACUCGACGAACUCCAGUGAAAACAUCUACACGAUGAUGAAUCCGAUUGGCCCGGGAGGCAACAGACCGAAUUUCCCAAUGGGUCCUGGUCCAGAUGGUUCAAUGGGAGGAAUGGGGGCGAUGGAACCGCAUCAUAUGAACGGGUCGUUAGGCUCUGGUGAUAUGGACGGGCUGCCAAAGAACUCUCCGAACAACAUGGCGGGCAUGAACAACCCUCCGGGGACUCCUCGUGACGAUGGAGAAAUGGCAGGAAACUUCUUAAACCCAUUCCAAAGUGAAAGUUACUCGCCCAACAUGACGAUGAGUGUGUGA
Messenger RNA from Chanos chanos (milkfish), 1161 nucleotides. RefSeq names its product single stranded DNA binding protein 4 (gene ssbp4). Gene Ontology annotation, biological process: positive regulation of transcription by RNA polymerase II. Bases 1 to 1161 code for a protein of 386 amino acids. NCBI's taxonomy places the organism in Eukaryota, Metazoa, Chordata, Actinopteri, Gonorynchiformes, Chanidae. The record is from RefSeq and is a predicted model, not a curated record. Gene Ontology annotation, molecular function: protein binding; single-stranded DNA binding. Gene Ontology annotation, cellular component: nucleus. The transcript is spliced from 18 exons.